Messenger RNA from Serendipita indica DSM 11827, 2520 nucleotides. Lineage: Eukaryota; Fungi; Basidiomycota; Agaricomycetes; Sebacinales; Serendipitaceae. The record is from the annotation of a GenBank genome assembly.
AUGAAGAGACUUAUGUCCAUGGAAUCUCUUCGAAAACGUCAACACGGUCACAGUGCUAGUAUUCACUCGAAUCACUCAUCGGCUUCCCUCGUCGGCGCACAAAACGUUGCUAUCCGGCAAUCUCCACCAACUACAUACCAAAACGACAAGUACAUGAUACCGGUCAUCGACGUUCGACCUGGCGCCGACGACUAUUCGCAUUCUCAGGAGCUUGCUGGCGACGAUUUGCUCGUUCGGCGGAUAGAUGAUCAUCAGGUGGGCCCAAAGCCCCGCGGCCACAAGUCGCGCCCACUUCCUGUGCCAAAUUCUCAGUCGCCAAACGCGAAUCCUUCUGGAACCGCCAUCAAUCCCUUUCAUAUUUCGCUUUCCGUCAGCAGAAAGCGAAGGCCGCUUCCUCAACCGAACCAGAUGGGAAGCUCUCCUUACUCUUCAUCAGGUUCUUCCCAUGCCCACUCACACUCGGGAUCGUCGAAUAUGACCAAUCACUCGCAUGUUCAUGGUGUACAGACGGUGUAUUCCGACUCGUCUUCGCUGCAUGUCCCAAGGUCCUCUCCUGCGCACUCGACAACAUUCCCACAAGUUCGAAAAAAUGAGAGACAAGACGAACGUGGACGUACACCUGGUGCUACAACGACAUCUCCACCACUUCUCCCGCCGUUGGAUUUUGGCUCCACUGAAUCCCUCUUCAACGGCCAUACCCCUCGGUUUUCCGUUCUCUUUCCCCCAAAUCUACUCGAAGCGCGCGUAUUACCAGACGUCCCCUCCUCAGCGCCGGCAGUACAUAUGGUCUUUAAUGUUCCUCCACCGCCCUCCCAUCCGCCCCCUGUCAUCCCACCGCGGUCCGAAGCACGCAAACGCACGCCGUCUCCUCUACGCACACAAACCAACCUCACAUCUCAUCAACGACCAGUGGUCGUCAAUCGCGAUGCAAGGGUUGACUCCUUGAUCGCGCCGCCUCUCAAUUUUGACCCGCGGCACGCAAGCGUACUACAGAGUCCGACACCUGGGAUGGUACAUUUGGUCGUUCCAGAGAGCGUGCAACAUCGAUUCGGCAGCUCGUUUUACACUGCUACUCCAGUAAACGCUUCCAAUGUUGCGAAGCCUGUUUCAGACUCGACUCUUCUUGCCCCGCCUUUGACCACGCCGUCGUCUGGUCAUCCUUCUACUCCGUCCUCGUACACUGCCGUCACGGAUGCGCGCCAUUCAGGUGCGACCAAGGCAGAGAGAGAGAGUAGGAGUCGAGAGCGUCCGGCAUUGACGGUGCGAACGUGGGAUCUUGGCAAGAGCGGCAAGGAUAAGCCCAUCGAGCCCGUCGAACAUGUCCCCGUUCCAAAUUUUCCUGCUGCACCAAUGUAUAUCAAGGAUGAGAUUCAGAUCGAGAAGGAGAGGGCACAGACCCUCUUCGUUCAGAAUCGAUCUGCAUUGGAGUCUGUUACUACCCUCUCUCGGACUACUUCGGCCCACAGCGCCACCAUCUCGCGUUCGAAUACAGCCAACGUAAAGGCCCCAGCACCGACACAGCCAUUGGUAUCGCAACCACAAUAUCGGGCCGGAGAAACGAUUAUGCCAGAGUUGGAGGAUUCGGAAAUCCUUGCGGAGUCUGCGAGGGUCGCUACGGAUGCACGGAAGAAGCCGAGUGGGGAGGGUGAGCGCGGCAGACCUGUUCGACGACAGCUCCCGAUCCCGCCAACGGCGAUUCCGUCUACGUUACCCCAACAAAAUGGUAACAGCGGCGGGGUUCCUUCGAAUCCAGUUCCUACUUCUGCUGCUAGGGCACCUCCGCAAGAAAAAGAAAAGACGCAAGUGUCAGACGUCGUGAUGGUGCAGCUCAAGAAGAUGCGCAUGGGUCGUCGCAAAUCGAAGAGUAUCAGCGGAUGGUCGUCCGUUAAUCCAUUUUCUUCGUCCAACACCAGUCUUUCCUCCAACGCAUCGGCUGGAGGUGCAUUCUCCUCUCUUCGACGCGACCGCACCGCACCGCAACAUGAAUCACGACCCUCGUUUUCCUCUGCAUUCGCAUCAUUUGGAAAACGUCCUGCGAAUCCAUACUACGAACACGCUCGACAACCGCACUCUGCGUCCUCUUCCCGCUCAUCCUUUUCGAAUCUCAGUCUUUCGUACAUUACCUCCAAGAUUCGCUCGCGCAGUCAAAGUUCGGCACGGGAUCCGUAUGAUUUCAGCCAGCCUCCACAUGUCCAGGGGCAAGGUCGCGUUAUAGGCGGGAGUGCGGUGAUUUUUGCCAACUCGGGUAUGGGCGACGCAUCGCGUGGGUCUGUGUGGGAGCAGAUUGCGGCUAGUUCGAGUAACGUCAACUUGCCUCUAGGUGCUGGACAACCCGAGACGAUGGGUAAGCCGCGGGAGGAGGAUGCGAUUGCGAGGUGGCAAGAGGGUACGCCGAUGGAGCAGACGUUUUAUUAUGCGCCGCCUCCGCCCGCACUUGUCCCACUUGGAGAGUCGAAUCGAGGAGCCAAGCCUGUGAGCGCGUUGUGGACAAAGUUGAGGACGAAAAAGGCGGACCGGUAA